UACUCCGUCCUCUCUGUUACUCCGUCCUCUAUGUUACUCCGUCCUCUCUAUUACUCCGUCCUCUCUGUUACUGUCCUCCCUCCAUCCCCAGGAGCUAACACCGGCAUAGGUAAGACCACGGCGAUGGACUUGGCGAGGAGGGGGGCGAGGGUGAUCCUGGCCUGCAGGGACAGACGGAGAGCCGAGGCCGCCGCCCAGGAAAUCAUUCAGGAGACAGGGAACAGUCAGGUGAUCUUCAUGCAUCUGGACCUCGCCAGUCUGACGUCCGUCCGCUCCUUCGCCGAAGAGUUCCUCCGCUCCGAGUCCCGGCUCGACCUGCUCAUCAACAACGCCGGUCUGAUGAACGGCGGGAAGACGGAGGACGGCUUCGGGAUGAUCUUCGGCGUGAACCACCUGGGUCACUUCCUGCUGACGGUGCUGCUGCUGGAGCGGCUGAAGGCGAGCGGGCGGAGCCGCGUGGUUACCGUGUCGUCCAAAGCCUACAAGCUGGGGACGGUGGACUUCACGUGUCUGAGGACACACGGGGACGUGUCCCUGGGGGACAGCGACCUCCAGCUCUUCCACAAGUACUGCCACAGCAAGCUGUGCAACGUCCUCUUCACCCACGAGCUCGCCAAGAGGCUGCAGGGCUCCGACGUCACCUGCUACUGCCUCCACCCAGGUACCCAGCACACCUACAGACACCUACAGACACCUACACCUGCUACU
This is a messenger RNA of Etheostoma cragini (Arkansas darter), 708 nucleotides long. Its product is annotated as retinol dehydrogenase 11-like. The transcript has 3 exons. The annotation marks the transcript as partial. NCBI's taxonomy places the organism in Eukaryota, Metazoa, Chordata, Actinopteri, Perciformes, Percidae. The record is from RefSeq and is a predicted model, not a curated record.